UUGGUUUUUUAAAUUAUUGACAAUAAUUUUGUUUUAAAAUCAAAACCUUUUUAGUUUUUGUUCCAUUAUAAUAAUUAUUUAAUUUAAAUAUUAGUGAACUCAUCAUUAAACUAUACAACUCACUUCACUCACAGAUUAAGUAAUCUUUAUUUUCCUCCAGUUUUCUAAAAUCGUUAGCAACACUUUAAACUGAAAACGUGUUUAGUAGCAAACAACUCACAUAAGUAGUUUUAAGUUUGUUUCGGUUUUCUUUUUGUGUCUAUGAAAUGAGCGAAUUUCGUCAACUUGGAUUGAGUGAUUGGUUAGUGAAAAGACUCGCUUCUCUUAGUAUAAAAAAGCCCUCUGCUAUUCAGAAGGCGGUUAUACCAGUGUUGUUAAAGGAACGUCGUAAUAUAUUUGGUUGCUCGCAGACAGGAACAGGUAAAACAUUGGCGUAUGUUUUACCCAUUCUGGAACGCUUGGUAGUAGAUCCUAGGCCAUAUUUCGCUCUUAUAUUAGCCCCUACUCGUGAAUUAGCUCAUCAAAUUCAUGAUGUCAUCACUGUUCUUGCUGGACCAAAAAGUAAAACUGCAAAUGCUUUGGUCACAAGUCUACUCAUCAUUGGCGGGGGAAACUACGGAGUAGAAAAUGCUAGUGAAGAUGUUCAAGGUUUAUGGCUAGGUAAACCCAACAUUAUCGUAGCUACUCCUGGAAGGUUUCUGGAUCAAAUAAUAAACCGCAAUUAUCUAGAUGUAUGUGGCUCCAAGCGAAGUUUUAAAUUUGAAAUACUUGUUAUGGAUGAAGGAGAUCAGCUGAUUACACCGGGAUUUUGCACGCAACUAAAGGAUCUUUUGAACUGGAUUGAUUGUAAAGAAGUUGGAAAUAAACGACGACAAACUGUUGUGCUCAGUGCAUCAUUGACACCAGCAUUAGAGGCACUUAAACAAGUUCUGGCCGAGAAAGAUGAAAGCAAUCAACCAAUUGUCAUCGAUCUGUUACCUACAAUCGAUAGCAUCAAAAAAGAAUUAUCAACUAAUCCUUACCUUGAUCAAAGGUAUUUCUUGUGUCCUUCAAACGUCAAAGCUGCCUUUUUGGUUGAAGCGCUAUUAGAUUUGGAUUUCAAACAGUUAAUCAUCUUCUGUGGAACUAAAAGAGAGGCAAAAUUGAUUCAUAAAAUUUUGAUAACAUUAGGUUUCGCUGGUAAAGAUUUCAACCUAAAUCCAGUUUUAUUGAAUUCAGAUCUGAAACAAGCAUUAAGGUUCGCUGCUAUCGAUAAAUUUAAAUCUUUGAAAUCUAGAAUCUUAGUGACAACAGAUUUGGCUAGUCGUGGACUUGAUCUACCUCUUGUCGACCUUAUUAUAAACUACAACUGUCCAAAAUCAGCUAUAAGUUAUGUUCAUCGAGUUGGUAGAACCUGUCGUAAACCACAUUUAAAUUCAUCAAUAAGUUUACCUGUACCUGAACUGAUGGAAGAAACUUUGCCAACAAAAACAACAGAAGAAACCUCUUCAACAAGUGAAUCUAACUUGGAUCCUGAAAAAUUCCUGACACCCCGACCUACUAAAAGUCAACAUAAGUAUCUUGGCAAAGCGAUUACCCUGGUCAGUCAAUAUGACAUCAAAUUGUUGAAAAACAUAGAAUCAUUCAUUGGUAUUCGAAUGGAGCAAGAAGAGGCAAUAGAUGAAGAACAUUGUAAUGAAAUUCUUAAACAAGUGACAUAUGCAGUUAAAGACGCUGAAAUUGCCAUCGAAAAAGAAAUGAAUGAAUUAGCCGAAGUUAAAGGAGUUGACCUCGAAAGUAAACAAAAGAAGAGAAAAAGUGAGAUGAAUAAGCAAAUUGGAAAGGUAAAAAAAUGAAAUCAAUGAUCGCUUAAUUGAGUAAAUUUAGUAUUCCAUCGAUAAUACUAAUAUUUUUUUGACCAAUGUCUUAUAAUGUUAUUGAAAUAAAGUAACCUAUGAUUUGUAACCUCUAAAA
Messenger RNA from Tetranychus urticae (two-spotted spider mite), 1953 nucleotides. RefSeq names its product putative ATP-dependent RNA helicase DDX49. The record is from RefSeq and is a predicted model, not a curated record. Lineage: Eukaryota; Metazoa; Arthropoda; Arachnida; Trombidiformes; Tetranychidae. Gene Ontology annotation, molecular function: RNA helicase activity; nucleic acid binding; ATP binding. Gene Ontology annotation, cellular component: cytosol.